AGUCUAAUUGCUUUAUCUGAGAGGUGAGGCAAAUUGAUUUGUUAAGGAGAUGAGGAACAGGGAUUCUAAUAAAGAAGAGCUCUCCUUCAAAGCACACCACAUUGCAAGCUUCAUUGAAGGGGAAGAAAAACUUACAGCUCCUAGUGUUGUUCACCAUAUAAGCUUAUUACACAGAGGAGGUCGUAUUGACGAGACACCAUGUAAAGUCAGACUAGAUAAGAAAGGAAUUUUAAUUGAAUUAAAUUCUUCGGAGGAGGUCGUGGAAUUUUUCGAAUGGUCUUCCAUAAGCGACCAAGCAGCAAUUUUCAAACGUUCGGAUGAAUUCCAGUAUGGAUAUCUUAUACUUUUUCGGUGCUCACAGUAUAAUGCAGAUCUCGAGCUUAAAGAUUCUGAAGUUCACGUCUUUAGUUGCGAAACGAAAGAUGAUGCUAAACUACUGGUUGACUCGAUAUAUAAUCAGAAGAACUCAGCCCUCGGACUCAACUCAAAUGGAGACGCUUCAAGAAGUCCUGAAGUAAAUUUGCGUCGCGGCAGGUCAGAAGAAAAAAUAGACUCUACAGGAUAUGAUGGUGGAAGAAACUUUUAUAUGCUUAACCAAUGUAUAGACGAUAUAGAAUGCUUCGAAAAUCGUCUAGAGAAAGCGAUCAAACGAAAGUCGUCUUACAACAGAAAUAGUUCAGCCGAAGGAGUUUCGAACAAUGUAAGUUUUCCAAGUAAACAAGACGCUCAAGAAAUAAUCAGAAAAGUAAAAUAUGCUUUUAAUUUGAAUGAACAAAUUCAACCACAUAUUCCAGAAGAAAUAUCAAAGAAAAUUUUCAUUCGACUAUUCAACACCGUUCAGUGGUUGGAUAAAGUUUGUCGACAUAAUAUUGUACCUGACUAUGACCAACAUAUGGUGCGUGAGAUUGUUGAACCUUUAUUGGAAGAGGCUACGCUUGCAACGAUUGCAAAAAGAUUACAAAAUAAAAUCGAGUUUUGGAAAGGACUUGGUCCUGCUUGGAAUACUCCACCUGAAAGAUGGAGCGAACAUCUCGCUCGAUAUUCCCCACAGUUUGCCUCUAAAUCUGUUAAUAAACGCCAAACAUGGCAUGCCGAAGCUAACAUAGUAACGCCAAGCGUGGGGGAUGUUGAAAUAAAAGUAACACAAACAAUCUCACCACGCCAUUCUCCUAUUCCUUCUGAACGAGCCAGAACUCCUUCACCCGUGCGUCAAAUUGGCACGGAAACCGUACCUAUGGACAAUGUGAAUACAGCAGUAUUAAAUCUUACUAAUGCUACAGUGGAAAAAUCUCCAGAACAAAGAGUGAAGUCAAUGGAUCAACGUAGUAGCCACCCUCAACGUCGUUGGGAUUCUGAAGAAAAAUGGUGUGUUGUAAAUGUACUACAUGUAGGUGCAAAACCUCAAGAGCUAACUGUACAGCCAGGCGAUGUUUUACAAAUUCUAAAUAGCAGUAAAGGUGAUUGGUGGUUAUUACAAAAUGAUGCAGGAGAAUCUGGUGAAGUACCUGCUUGGAAAUUAAAAGCUUAUAAUUAUCGACCGGAUCAUCCAACUACAGCUGGAUUAAAGAAAACUCCAUCGAUGAAUAAUUUAUUCAGUAGAAAAUCUACUGAAACAUUUGGAAAUGAUAAUGCUAGUUUGGAAAAUCAUUCCAAUUUCCAGUCACAAAGAAAUAAUUCACAUGCGCCCAAAAGUAUACUACGUGAUAAGUCUCCAACUAGGCAAACAGAUACUUCUGUUUUAAAUUUAAGUAUACCUAAUUCGCCUACAGGACAAAAUUCUAACAUUGAUAAUAGAAUUAUGAAUGAUAAUUUUAAUACCCACGCUAAUAAUAACGUUAUGUAUAUAACACCAUCACAACUUCAAGAAGCAAUCAAAAUUAAUAGUAAUUUGCCAAUGAUAUUAAUUCCAGUGCCUAGUUUAUAUAGUAAUAAUUCCGAUAUGUCAGCGAUUAAUUGGUCUAAUCUAAUUAACCCAAAUACAAAUGGUGCUGAGUUAGCGAGAACUCCCAAUCCUGGUGCAUUAGGACCAGGCUGGAAACCAGCUCCAAUAUUGAGCACUUCAGCAACUGAAGGUUAGUUAUUUGCUUAUAUUAUUCAUAAUUAACUAAUUAAAAGGAUAAAUCAUUAAAUGUUAAUAUUGACAGUUGAACCGUUUAACUAAUUUCUUUUGUGUGAAAAUCAGUUUUCCUGAAUAGUAGCAAUAAUGUUUUCCUACAGAUUGUAAUUUCUAUGCAAAUCAGUUUUAUGCAGCGUUAAACUAAUGUUGGAAUUUUAAAUUUUCUCUUAAAUAAAAAUGUAGUCAUAUUCUCAAUUUUCUACUCCACAAGUUCGUACAAAAAUCUCCGACUUUUCUGAGCUACUAAUCGAAGUCAUAUAGAAACGUAUAAGCCUUUUGAUAGACCUUAUUAAGUUAAUUGACCACAGACUUUAGGUUUCAUGGGUCAAAAUCGAUCGAUUUGGAUAAAAUGCUGGUAUAAUUUGGUGUUUUUCCUAUUAUGGUACAAACUCAAAAUGUUAAUCUAUCAUUUUAUAACCUGAAACUUUCGUGGAAACUGUAAAACAUCUGAUCAUUUACGAAGAAAAUGAGUAUAGUGUGUAGCAGCUAUCAUUGUUUGAUUCAUUAUCUGAAAUCCCUUCAUUGAGUCCACACAUGAUCCGAAAAAUGGAUUUCUGUUAAUUCUAAUUUUAUUUGUUAUAUUUCAAGAUAUUUAAUAAAAUCAUAUAGAACUAGCUCAUCAGAAACUGAAAAUAUUAUGAUCUCAAUCUUUUGAUAAUUUUGUUAAAGAUAGAAGGAGGAUUCAAAAUAAACUGAUAGGCUUUAUGAUACUUUGAACGAAUUAUUAUUUAGUAUAUAUCCUUUAUCAAUAGCUUUUUAGGAAAGAAACUACCAUAUAAAGCAAGAUUUAAAUUUACAUAGAUGAAAAUAAUUUUUUGGGCAAUAAGAAAUCGUUUUGUUUAGUUUGCAUACGUAUAUAUCUAUAUAAUAACGUUGUAUGAUGAAAUAGUUUAUGUAUCACACAACUGCACACUGUUAGGUGUCAUAAUAACACAAACAAUACAAAUUAUUACUACUUUAAAAAAGGCCAAUGUAAUCAUUGACUUUUGUGUACUGAACUUAUCAUACAAUUAUUCACUGACACGUUUUGCAGACCAAAGACUUAAUUCUUGUUAGCUGCAACUUUAAAAGAUUAAGCAAGUAUUCAUUGGUUCAUAAAUCUUAGAUCAUCAGUACCUGACGUAAAAUAUUUCGAAGUACUGUCUUCUAUCUCAUAUAUUUGAAAAAUAAUUUUAGCAUACAGGAAAAAAUAUUUUAUUCAUCUGAACAGAACAAACAACAUGAAAAGUCUUUAUUCGAUAUUUGGGGAUGCUCUGGCUCUGAAAAUAAGUUUCUUGCAGAGUAACUACUAUAUGCUAAAAAUUGAAGUUGAUCAAUGGUACACAUUACUUUUUGAUUACAAAUUUUAUAAAAGUUAUUUCUAGAGUUUGACAUCAAAACACCUCCUUAGCAAUUAAUUAUUAAUGUAGAAAGCAUUCUAAAAGUGAUAAUGUUAGUCAACAAAGUAUCGAGAAUUCUAAAGUAAUGGAAAUCACCCUAUCUAUACACACCUCAGGACUUAAUUUAGGACUUCAAACAUUUCUCAUUAGUCUCGCAUAUCUGCAGGUUCAAGAUUGGAAUAUCCAUGCAUCUCUGAUCUCUAUUACUUGUUGUCUUGUGCGAUACCAUACUCUUUAAUUUCAUACCAAUUAAUCAAGUAGAUUUUGCGUGAAGCUUUUUUCUUUUCUAGUUUUUUUGCUCUACUAUAUUGAAUAUCAUGCAUCACAUAUGCAGUUUGAGCACAAUAAUACUAGUGGACAUUUCACAUUCAUUCAAAAGAAAAAGGUUAUUUUUUAGAUAGAUUGAAAUGCGUAAUGUGUAUAUUUUUUGUUAUAAUAAUACAUCGAUCGUUUAAAACAUUUUAAUGGAUUAAUAAUACUUAAUACACUUCUUACUUUUGAUUCUCAGUUAGGAGUGUCGUACAAUUCUUGCAUAAUUUAAUGUAUAUCUAUAUGUAUAUCUGUGUGUAUGCAUUUGUUUGUGUUAGCUUUGGGCUACUCUCCAUAUCCUUUCAAUUAUCGUAAGUUCUAUUUUGUGAUAUUAAUUAACAGUAGAUUGUAACUUGUUUAUUAUUUCUUUUGGUUAUAUUGCCUAAUUAUCCUUUUGUUGUACUAAUUUUCAUCUAACAUGGUUUGUUAUAACUGCUAUAUCGUAUACUGAUUUUUCUAACACUAAAUCAUCAAAUCUUAAUUUCAGUUGUAGAAACAUUUCAUUUUCAGUUAUAUAUAUCACUCAUAAGAUGGAAUAAUUCUGAGAAUUUGAUUAAUUGGAAAGAUUAGUAUCAUGUGAGAAAUAGUUUCUUACCUAGAAGGUUAUGAAAUUAACCGAAAACGUUUUCAUUCUGUAAGAUGGCAAUGAUAUCUACUGUUAGAUAGUCUAAAACUAGAAAAAAAAGUAACUAUUGUUUAGUGCUGUUUGGAUUGUAACAGUUUAUCAACUGACAGUUUUUUUGAAUAAAUUUUUUUAAAGUUUUGUUCUAUUUCUUAUUAAUACACACAUUGUUUCUACACACUAUUCAAAUGUCAUCAAUAUAUAUUUCUAUUUCGUUGUCAAAACAAAAACAUUUUAUUACCUAACAUUAUUAAUGACUAAACGAUUUAAGUAAUACGGAUUAUUGCAAGUUAGUUGAUCGAAUUUAACAUGUUUAUUUUUAAGCAAAAAAAAAGCAAAAACAGAAUUGUACUUGAACAGUUAUGAAACCUUUAUUUCUGUUUAGAUUAACCCUCAUUUGAAUAUAUGGAUGAUAAUCGGCUCUAUAAUAAAAAUUUAGGUAUUUGUUGUGAAGCAUAAAUAUUCAUAUGGGAACUUUUUAGUUAUUAAGUUUAUUAAAAAUUUAAUAUCUCAGCCAUAAAAAUUUGAAUUUCAAUUCUUUUUUGCAUUGAUUGUUUGUAUGAAUUAAAACUUCACCUCACUGUACAAGCUAGUGGCUAUCUGCACUCACUAGCUAAGUGGAUAACCAGAUGACGUUAAUAGGUUCGAGUCCCGGAGUGAAUAUCAAGUACAUCCAGAUGACGAGUCCCGGAUAGGGCGAAAUGCGCGUCCUGGAUUCCACUGCUAGCAACCAUCCAUCUUUGCCUGUUUAAGUUUUAAUGUUUAUGUAAUGUUUGUUUAUCAUUUCCUGUUAGGUUUUCAAUAGGCUUAGUGACUAAUUAAAAAUCUCCCAUAUGAACAUUUGUGCCUUAAAUACCUAAAUUUUUAUUAUGGAGCUGAUUAGCAUCCAUAUACGCAAAUUUAUAGUUAGUUAUUCAUGACUGAUAGUCAGUCUUAUGAAGGCUCUUAUAGCUUUGUUAUCACUGUUACCAGAAUAACCAGAUCUUACUCAACUUGAUUACGCAUUAAGCAUUUAUCAUGGACCCAACUAUUAAUCUGCUUGUUGCUAAUGAUUGUGGAAUAUCAAAAUAUAUUAUUAUUAUCCACAAAAACUAUACAUGAAAAUUACCGUCAUUCUAUCGAUUAGAUGGGAUCAGACCAGCAGUGGAAUCCAGGAUGUGAUUUUUGUCCUAUUUGGUACUCAUCAACCGGAUGUACCAACACGAAACGUGCACCCUGAAUCCUACUGCUAGUUAAAUUCUCUCUAUCUUAUAAAAACUUGUUACUAAUCGAAACUAAUAAUACAAUAAAUAGUUAUUUUCAUGUUAAUAAAACAAAAAACUGAUUCUUUUAUAUAUCCAUAUAAAAGUCACUGAAUUCAAUUUAAAGUUAAUUUACAUCCACUAAACCACAAUGGACGUAUUUCAGAACUUUAAAUACGUAUUUUUAAAGCAUAUUAAUUAAAACGAAUAUUCAUUACAGCAUAGACUAAACGAAAUUUUCUUUAAACUUUCUAUGAAAUAAAAAAUCAUCCAUUAUAUAUAUAUAUACCAGUUUCGUGAAUUGGUUAAAGUUAGACAUUAACACUCGUUGUACGCUGGCUCUUUAGUCUGGAAAUUAAGCAUUUGUGCUCAAGACCGAAGGUCCUGGCUUCGAUUCCUGUACGAAGGAUCAUAGAUGUGCACUGCUGAGGAGUCCCAUACUAGGAUGGAACAGCCGGCCAGUGCCUCCAGGUUUUCAAUGGUGGUCUAACAUUAGUCGAUUCAUGAUCUCAAUAAUUGUAUAGUUUUCAAAUCAUGCACAACCGUAUUUGGCACAUAUUCAACUUCUUUCAAUUUUAUAAUAAACCAAGCUUAAUGAUUAACGUACUAAACAAAAGCCAGAUAACAGCAUUUCUGGUGAACGCUUUAAUUGGUCGUUUUUACUAAAAUGAUUAUUAUUAUAUCUCGUUAAAAUAUAUUUAUUACAUUUCAU
Schistosoma intercalatum is the source of this 6379-nucleotide messenger RNA. The record is from the annotation of a GenBank genome assembly. NCBI's taxonomy places the organism in Eukaryota, Metazoa, Platyhelminthes, Trematoda, Strigeidida, Schistosomatidae.